Molecule: messenger RNA, 4507 nt
Organism: Frankliniella occidentalis (western flower thrips)
Lineage: Eukaryota; Metazoa; Arthropoda; Insecta; Thysanoptera; Thripidae
Exons: 17
Coding region: 373-3255 (960 amino acids)
Source: RefSeq, a predicted model, not a curated record
UAAUGAGAAAGAAAUAUUGCGGUAGUCCUGGAUCUAUUCUGCUGUCUGCUUCAUUUAUGUUUGUGUGCAUUCCUUGAAAAACCAGUCAUACUGCUGUAUCUGACGCAUAAAAGCAGACUUGUAAUUUUCCUUGUUGAAGCAACUUUGUUUAGGACACACUGAAUCUAUCGGGUUCGUAGUAUCUCGCAUAAAAUGGUCAGUAGGCCGACGCCUGUGCCAAUGCCGUGUGUGUUUACAAACAUGAGCCCCAUUGCUGAAUUCAGUGAAAAAUGGAUGAUAUCUAGACCUGUGGCUUGGGCAUUCAACAUCAUACGAAUUCCUUUGAACACAUAAAUUUUGGUUACACAUUUUGUUACGUGUAGUGUCAGGUAUAUGAGCGAAAGCUUGAAAGAGCUGAAAAUGAUGGCCUGCAUUCAAAUUUUAUUGACAGUAAUAAGGAUUUCUUUUGCAAUGGCCUCAUUGCCUCCUCAACUGAUUUUGAACAAAACUGCUAUGGACAUUUAUGAAGAGAGUUUUGAAAGAGUGUGUGAUCUUCAGCAAGCGAGUGUUGGACUAUACCUUAAACCAUGGCAAGAGAUACCUCAACAUGCCCAGGGGUGCUGGGUACCAUAUUUUGGACCGCAAGGUCAUGGACUUCUUCCUGAAGAGGUUCACAUAGUUCACAUCACGGACAUCAACAGAGUAAUUGAAACUCUUCCACAUCCCAAACAAAUCAUUGUAACAGUAAAUUUGCAAUUGAAUGAUUCUUUCUGUCAAAACAGUGCAGAUGAUGAGUUUCAAUCAGGACUACGCAAAGCCAAUUUUGAACUCUCUAAUAGCAAUAUAGGGAUUGGAAAUAUUGAAAAAAAUAUUCCAUCUAUUCUGCAGUUCAGAGAUUUCCCCAAUCGUGCUCCAUCAAAAACUUUGACAUUUACCAGUGGACAAAACUCAAGGCCCCCGAUUUCAUCAAAUCCAAAGGAGCAAAUUAUCCAGCGACCUCUUGUACUUCUUUUAACUUCAGACCAACCUGUUACUUGGAAAAUAAAAGAAGGUGCUUGUUGGAAGCAGGAAGUGGUGAGCAAAGUUCAAGCAAUUGUUGAAAGAGAGUCUGCAGUUGUUUCAGAUAUUGCAUUAGAGGUUCUUUCAAAGACAUGGGUGAAACGAAUCAAUAGAAAAAGUAUUCAGAGAUAUGCAAGGAGAACAUUUCAUGGGGUUGCUUCUUUUACUCAGGCUAAAGCUGCAAAUGCAAUAAAUAUUAGUGUUGGUCCUUAUGGAUCGCCUCAUGAGAUUACACACUCGGUGCCAUUGCGAGAUAAAAAUAAGCUGAAUUUCUGUGACUUCAACUCUCGUGAGGAUAGUCAAGUGGUAACAGCCUCUCUUAUCAUGCCACUGUCUUUUCAGUACUGUGUUUUGGGGCAGUCAAAUUCAACAAAAUCAUUUGUAAUUGAAAUUCAACAAUCCCAGUUGUCAGCAGGAAGGAAGAGACAAAAAGGAUCAGCCGAUUUUCCUGGACCUGGGCCUACUGUCACAAAUUUACCUCGCACUGUUAUCUAUUUGUCUGAUAACAUGACUCAUCAAGCUCAUCAAGCUAGGGAAAAAGAAAAUUUUCAUUCACAAAAUGUAACUAUUUUUCUUAAAUCGUAUCAACCUAUUCAAUGGGUAGUUUUUCCAUCAGUGCAGCAUACUAAUUUAAAUAUUGUGACCAGUUCUACUGACAUUAUUGAUUGCACCAAUAAUUGUGGUACAUCUAUAACAUUAUCAAAUCGUUUACUUCCCCAAGUUGGAUUUGACUUACUGUAUGAAGUUUUGACUGAGACAAACACUCAAGUCUAUUAUUUCAGAGUCGAACAUGUGACCGGCCUAGCUUUAACAAUUGAAGGAUUGAGUGAUGAAACCAUUCAUGAGCCAGCCAAGGCUCGUAAAAACAACACAUCUCUCUUUGGCUUCCCAUCAACAGCACUUAACCAAGAAGAUAGUUCAUCUGAUAUUACUAAUGAUUUUAAUGAAAGGAAGAAACAAAUUCUGACUAUCCUGAAGUCUGAAAUGAUUAUAGUUUGUGGAAAAUUAAUGCUAGAAGUAUUUUUGCCUGCACCAAAUCUAGUUGAGCUAGGUGUUAAAGUUAUCUCUUUACAUGACAAAUCCUGUCAAUCCCACACCAAUGGCUCUCAUUUCAUCUUGGCAAGUUUGCUGAAAGAUUGUGGCUCUGAUGUUCAUACAACAGAUGGCCAGGCAUCUGUCAUCUCUAAUGAAGUGAUUGUUGAUAUUGCAACUUCUAACAUUCAAAGUGAUCAAGUUCUAUCUACUCCAAAGGCUAUUAAUCCUCAGUUGGCUCAAAUAGGAGUCCCUAUUGCAUGUGGUUGGAAUGAGGAUUAUGUUAGGUCCAUCUUCAACUCAAGAGGAGAUUUACCCUCAGAGGAGGAUGAGGAAAUUGAUACAUCAAGCUCACGGAGCCCAUCAAUAUACCAACUCGAGCUGUAUUAUCAAGAUUCUCUUUCAGAAAAUUUGUCUCCCAUAAAAAAUAAAAAGCUUGUGAAGGUUUUUGACAGAAUUUACGUUAGAGCUUGGAUGGAUGAUGCACCCUAUGCACAAGCUGUAAUGGAAAGUUGUUGGAUCAACAACUCACCCCAUUCUUCAUUAUGGCACUCACAGGAGAAAAAUGUUCUUAUCAGUGGCAUGUGUCCAACGGAGAAACAUGUUAAUUUGGAACCACAAUCACUUGCACUUUCACCAUCCAAAACCAGAUCAUUUUUGUUUAGCUUCCAGAUUUUAAAGGACUUCGCUUUCAUUGGCCAUGAGAUUUACGUGCACUGUCAAAUUGGUGUUUGCCUUUCUGAUCUCAAAUACUCUAAGGGAAAACCAGUCCUUUGUGUCGAUCCUCGCGAGUUUUGCCUUCAUCAGAAGCUUCUCCCUCAAAGUAGCAAAUUAAUUUCCACUGCUCAUCAGGUGCUUACACGAGGGCCGCUUCUUCUUUCCUCUAUCAGUCAGUCUUUCACUCCAAUCUUUUCUUUAGACACUAAAUGUACUGACGAAACAGUCUUCCCAUUUUCAUCCUCAAUCAGUAUGCACAUGACUGUAACAAUAGCCAUAUGCUCAUUUAUUAUUGGGAUUGGACUUACUGCAAGCCUGUGGUUGAUUCAUCACAAGACAGAACCCAAGCAAGGGGGAUAUCAUACCAGAGGACACUCACUUGGCUCUCAGUCAGCAGUCUUGGGUAGUAGCCUUUCACCACAUUCUGCCUGCUGUUCUACAAACUCACAAUCAGUAAUUACUUCAUAGAGAAGAUUAUUUGAUGAACCCAGACAAAAUUGUUCAGGGUUUUCUAAAUAUUUGCAUAUUUGCCUUAUAACAGUACUCUCUUAAAAAUCCAUGUACUGUGUCUGUAUUUCCAUGGUUGUUCUUCAUGUGAUUUCUAAAGAAAGCUAUCUAUCUGGACUUAAAAUAAUGUACCCUAGAUAAUUAGAAUUUUAAAAACAAAUGUACUUUUUAGUGUAGAUGUAAAUUUUAUGUUAUCAUUUACAUACCUACUAUGAAACUCUGAAAACUGCUAGCAAAAUACAAUACCCAUGAACAAUGCUGAAUUCAAAGUCUAAUCAUAGUUCUCUUUACCCAGGGGAUGGAAAUCUGUGAAAUUAAAAGACAUCAAGUGAAGUGAAGUCAUUGGUCAAAAUUAAGUCAUCUUGACUGUCAGAAUUGACAUGAUUUGACAGUCUCGUGGGAUCAUUUCAGGCCUUUGGGUAAGGCGCAAAAUGGAUAUCAUGGCAAAAGAACUUCACUGUCCCUGCUUUGAUCUGAGUGUUCCCCCUGGGUGAAGUUAGGUUCAAUAAAUACAUGCUGAUGCAGAGCAAUAUCAGUUCACCUACAAGUACAAAAACGUUAUUGAAAUGUAUGUAAGCCCUUUCCCUUUUAAGUAGUCAACUCAAACAAGUUCUAACGGGAGGCUAUGAAUGUAAAGAAAUCUACACCCAGUGACCUGCUUUUGUGAUUUAUAACUUAUUUAUUACUCCAUUUAUAUAUCUAACUAAAAUGUAAGUUUAUACUGCUUUUGUAACAAGGUGAUCACAUUGCCCUUAGUUUACUGUUUAGUGCUUUAACUUAUCUUCAAAAAAAAUGAUUGAUACUAAAUGUGUAGUUCUUGUAUUAAAUGUAGACACCUGCAGGCCUGUGAACCCAAGGCCAAAGUCUGAGUACAACGUAGUCUCCCUGCCGUGUGCUUAUGUUCACAGAAUGAAUUAAUAUCAGCUGUUAAAACUGUAAAAGAAGGCAAAAUGUAAACAAUAUGCCAAGUUGAUUCACAAUGUUCAUAAGCCCCUCCAGCAUAUUCAGAAAUAAGUCACAAAUGGCCAUAUAUUCUCAGAAGACAGACGAUCACUGAUCAUUUACGAAACAGUCAGGAUUGUUUUUAAAACAAGCAAACAACAGCAUUGUGCAUAGUACUCCCAUUUACUGCAAUUACCAGUACGUAAGAAGACGAUAAAGACACCGCUGUGGCAAGUGCUUAAAAAUGUUAUUAAAAAUACAGUGCUUAAAA